CAGGUAAAGGGAGGGAAGGAAAGGAAUACUUGCAGAGCCAGCAGGGAGCUGGGCAGCUCUUUCUCAGAAGCUGGGGACCCUCCACGUCUCUCCAGGUUGAAAGUCCCCGAAGGGGCUAAAGCCCAUGAGGCCAGCUGCCCUGGAGCGUUCCAGUUCUACCAACCCGUCCUAAGGCCAGAGGACAGAGCUUCUGACAGAGCUCUCCUGCUGCCUCCGCCGUGACAUGACCUCCGGUAGACGCCAGAACUGAGGCCCCAGGAUGACAGAACCCGAGACCCUGAAGCUGCUGGAAGUGAAGAGUCCCGAGGCCCCGGAGAAGUGCCCACCCGAGGCCUUGGUCCCCAAUGGCAGGCAGCCCGAAGGGGAAGGUGGGGUGCAGUCCCCUGGUGCUGAGUCCUCGAGAGUGGAGUCUUCAGCUGGGUCUCCCGCAGCUGAAGAGGGGACUGGAGACGGUCUAGACAGCACAGUAAGCGAGGCGGCCACCCUGCCCUGGGGGACUGGCCCCCCGCCCAGUGCCCUGUUCCCCGAUCCCCCUGGUUGGCGGGACAUUGAGCCCGAGCCCCUCGAGUUGGAGCCACUCAGCAAACUAGAGGAGUUGCCUGAAGAUGAUGCCAACCUGCUGCCUGAGAAGGCAGCCCGGGCCUUCGUGCCCAUCGACCUGCAGUGCAUUGAGCGGCGGCCCCAGGAGGACCUUGCGGUGCGCUGUGAGGCGGGCGAGGGCGAGCCCUGUGAGCGCAAGUGGGCUGAGGCCGUGGCUAGGCCGCCUGGCCACCCCUGUGGGAGCUGCGGGAGCUGCGAGGGCCAUGAGGGCCUGAAGGCCGUGGCCUCCGUGGGAGCAGCUCUCCUCCUCUUCCCCUGCCUGCUGUAUGGCGCCUACACCUUCCUGCCCUUCGAUGCCCCCCGGCUGCCCACCAUGAGUUCCCGCCUUGUCUACACACUGCGCUGCGGCGUCUUCGCCACCUUCCCCAUCGUCCUGGGGCUCCUGGUGUACGGGCUGAGCCUGCUGUGCUUCUCCUCCCUGCGACCCUUCGAGGAGCCUCGGCGGGAGGUGGAGAUCCACCGGCAGUACGUGGCCCAGUCGGUCCAGCUCUUCAUCCUCUACUUCUUCAACCUGGCCGUGCUGUCCACCUACCUGCCCCAGGACACCCUCAAGCUGCUCCCUCUGCUCACCGGCCUCUUCGCCGUCUCCCGGCUGAUAUACUGGCUGACCUUUGCCAUCGGCCGCUCCUUCCGUGGCUUUGGCUACGGCCUGACAUUCCUGCCCCUGCUGUCCAUGCUGGUGUGGAACCUCUACUACAUGUUCGUGGUGGAGCCUGAGCGCAUGUUCACUGCCACUGAGAGCCGCCUGGACUACCCCGACUAUGCCCGCUCGGACUACAGGCCCCGCCCCUGGGGCUGAAACAGUUCUGACCUCUUGCCCCAGCCUGGGUACCUUGGUGAGAUGAAUCCCGCUCUGACCCGACAGGGUCCCCUCCAAUCAGGGCUUGGAUUGACUGACCCCCGCCCCUUCAGCUCUCCCCGUGUCUGGGCUGGCCUUCACCUUCGAAGCCCAGGAUAGGCAUGGGGGAGGGAGGUAGACCAGAUGUUUUCUUGCAGGGAGAGGUGGACAGUUAUGUUCCUUAAGGAUGCUGAGGGAACAGGGCCAAGACCAGGGCAGCCUCCCUGAGUGGCCUACCUCCCUCCACUGCCACUAGCGCCCACCACUGCUGAACUCGUCCACUCUCUGGCCGCCUGUGAGGUGGUGGGCAGAGCCAUAGCCAAAACGCUGACCACUUCUGUGCCAGCUGUCUAAGCACAAGGCCUCAAGGAGACUGGAAAUACUGCUCUUGCCUAGAGAUAAAGGCUGGGCAUCGGAUCAAAUGGGACUUGGGUAAAACCAUCCUGGGGCCUGUGUUGAGAACCCUCCAUGACUGGCCCUCACAAGCCCUUUAGACUCAGUCAAGACUAUUACAGCUGCCCCAGCACAGAGCUGCUGCCUCCUGUCUUCCGACCAAUUAGGCCCCUGUAACUUCCCACUUCCAAACUGCUCAGAAGAGAGGAGCACACAGGGAAGCCUGCCUCCCAUGAGAUGUGUGUGUGUGUGUGUGUGUGUGUGUGUGUCCAUCCAUGUCCAUGCAUGUGGUGGCUUGGGCGUGGUUGGAAGGCACAAUGGCUGGUGUUAACCCCAUGUGAAUGUGUAUGUGUGUGUGUGUGUG
Messenger RNA from Myotis davidii, 2195 nucleotides. RefSeq names its product transmembrane protein 79 (gene TMEM79). Gene Ontology annotation, biological process: regulated exocytosis. Gene Ontology annotation, cellular component: lysosomal membrane; trans-Golgi network membrane. The record is from RefSeq and is a predicted model, not a curated record. Lineage: Eukaryota; Metazoa; Chordata; Mammalia; Chiroptera; Vespertilionidae.